AUGAAGGUGGACGCGGACGGCCCCCUCGAGCACUUCACGCUGGGGCUCAAGAUCUGCAAGAGGUGCUUCAACUUCUGCGACGAAUGCUUGCCUGGCACCCCCGUGCCAGAGAUCUGUGAGAUGACGCGGGCUGAAGAUAGCGAGGACAUCAAGGGGGCGUUGGACGCCUUCGACAACGAGAAGAAGGUAGAGGAGCUCAACGCCCGUUCGUUGACAGGCCAUCGCGAGGACGCCCGCGGAGCCGAGCUGCACGUGAAGCACCUCGCUUUGACAGCGAAGGAAGUGCAGAAUGAAUACAACAAGCCGCCCAAGACCCUCGGCAUGGUGGCCUACGACAUGGGAGCGACUGGCAUGGAUCUGAUCUACUUCGUGAAGUGCUGCCCUGAGCUGGAGGGCAAGUGCCCCGUCAUCAAGAUUUACUUGGUGAGCGGCCAGGAGAAGGCCGACCAGAUGAAGCUGAAGACCAGCCAGAGGAAGGGCCCGAACAAAGGCCCAGACGCGCCUGGAGGCAUCUACAACGAGGACGGCGACAUGGACGGGGGGAGCGACGCCGUGGACGACGACGUGGAGGGGAUUAGCGACGCCGAGACCCUCCGCCUGGGCGGCGCGCCGAGCGGCGCUGCCUCUUGCGCUUCGGGCCCGACUGGCACCGCGCCUUCCACGGUGACGAAGAGGGCUCGGGAUUCAGAAUCCCACCUCUCCAGUUCGGGUAAGGAGUUGAAGCCAGAGGAGGAGGAGCCGAACCCGCACCAGGUGGGCUCCUACCAGCACUGGCUUCACGAGCUCAAGUUCGAGAAAGCGCUCGACGGAGACUCCCUCGGAAGACAAAUGCGACAGUCCAAGGAUAAGUUGCCGAAGCUGCCCGACGACCAGAAGACGAUCCCCAGCAGGAGGUUGGAACUGGCAGAGAAUGCGGUCAAGCUCAGCAACCAGAAGCUGCACACCAUGAAGGACGAGGAGUUCACGCACGCCUACAAUCUCUGGGAGCGCGUGCUUUCGAAGGAUUCGCCCGACCUCGACAAGGACGUCAGCUCGUUGAUCGAUCCAGCGGUAUUGUGGCAUAAACCAUCUCAGAAGCAGGAGCUGGUAAACAAGUUCGACCCCCUUAAGCCCACGCUGCUCGGCAUCGGCGCCGGCGACAACAAGGCGGCCCAGGUGUUCAUGGAGCCCCUGUUCGGCAAGAGCUUCCUGAAGAUCAUCGAGAUGGGCGAGGAUGGAGACACCAUCAUCAAGGAGUUGUCCGAGACGGCUUGCCGUCUUUGGCCCCUGACAGAGGAUGCCGAGAUAGGCGACGUAUCUGCCGCCGCCCACGUGGAGGCGAUGAAGGUUCUCGGCGCCCUGGCGAGCGCGAUGGACACCGGCGUCGACGCGGGCGCGGACUUCGACGCGGUGUCCGAGGCCAAGGAGUUCGAGGCGGAAGCGUACAAGACUGACGGUUGA
This is a messenger RNA of Prorocentrum cordatum, 1440 nucleotides long. NCBI's taxonomy places the organism in Eukaryota, Dinophyceae, Prorocentrales, Prorocentraceae. The record is from the annotation of a GenBank genome assembly.